Molecule: messenger RNA, 1482 nt
Organism: Salvia splendens (bonfire salvia)
Lineage: Eukaryota; Viridiplantae; Streptophyta; Magnoliopsida; Lamiales; Lamiaceae
Product: putative B3 domain-containing protein Os03g0621600
Exons: 3
Coding region: 696-1388 (230 amino acids)
Molecular function (GO): DNA binding
Source: RefSeq, a predicted model, not a curated record
UUGUAAAAGAAAAAGCCUUGUUGAGGGAUUUUUGUUCCCAUUUCAAGUGAAGGAAUGAAAGAAGCCAAAGUUGCUGGGUCCAAGCUUCAAUUGAAGGGUCAGCUAAAUAUGAGUUAUUUCAUCACCAUCCCAAGCAAUUGUAUGCCCGUGAAUGACUAGACAAAUCAGACUCGUGAGGGGCAUAUCUGCCAUCGCAGCCUUGUUUAGAGUAGAUUCCUGCAUGAUAAUAGGAGAUUCCUGCAUGAUUUUACAGCUCAUUGUUGCUACUGUGUUGUCUUUCAUAUAGUGAUGGGUGGAGCAGAUUUAUUUUGUUUGGAAAAUGCUUUGUCAAAUCAGCUCACGGGUAAGAUGUAGCCUCCACAAAGCUAUAUUGAAGAGCUUAUGUUGUACAAGCCCCCAAAGUAUCACUCUUCGGAACCAAACUGUAUUCUCUAAUCACAUCAUGUAUGCAAUGGCAUCAGCAUCAGCUCCUCCGCCACUGCUGCCGGAGUAAGUAAUUUAUUGUUGUCGAUUAUCGAACAUUUUUAUUUUGCAUAUAACCACUAACUUUCCGGUUCCUAGGCACAUUAAACCAUCGUUUUGUCGGACAUUGACUACACGGUCAUGCUUGUACCGCAUGGUAAGUUGGAAAAUUCAUAUGUAUUUUACAUGCGAGGCUUGCUUUCCAAACUAACAACGACACAUACUUUUUUGACAUGAAGGUUAUUCCUUAUGAAUGGAUGUGCGAGCAUGGAGGUAGCUUACCUAAUCUCUGCAGACUCCAAAUGCUCAAUGGCCUUGAAUGGGUGGUGGGCGUAACAAGGGAUGGUCGUGAGAGCUACUUUGAUCAAAACUGGAAUGCAUUUGUAUCUGCUAAUAGUCUCGGGAUGAAACACGUCGUUGUUUUCAGUUACCACGGUGAAGGCGAAUUCAAGGUCAUGAGGUUCAAUGCAAGUGGUUGUAUGCCAUCGACCGAUAUCUUCGUUCAAACUAAUGACUUUCCAGAUUGGGAGUACAAUCCCAAGCGUAAGGACAAAUCAUACUAUGAGGAAUUUAGUGAAUCAGAAUCCACUGACGACGACGACACGGGAUGUCCGGUUAGACGGGUUGAGGAGGUGCCGACCCUUCCCUCUUUUACCAUUAUCCUUCUUGCGUCGCAACUGGACCGGAUCAUGUGCUUGCCUGAAAUUUGGUGGAAAACCCACAUUGCUGACCAUAACAAAAUUCAAUCUGUGAAUCUUUUGGUUGGUGAUCAUUCAUGGAAUGUCUACGUCAAGAUUCAAAAUGAUAACGUGAAAAUAAUUCACGGUUGGAACAAAUUUGUAGCAGACAACAAUCUCGCCGUAGGGAGCAUGUGCAAGUUCGAGUUGUUACCGGCUGAAGUCACAAAAUUUCGGGUAUCUUUUUAGUUAUGGAACCUAUGUAACUUUUAAAUAAUUGUACAAAGUGGACCCAAAUCAGAAUGUAUUUCAGUAUGUGGAUGUUGCCUGUAGUUUAAGCGAA